Molecule: messenger RNA, 532 nt
Organism: Acaulospora colombiana
Lineage: Eukaryota; Fungi; Glomeromycota; Glomeromycetes; Diversisporales; Acaulosporaceae
Source: the annotation of a GenBank genome assembly
AUGUCGCGAGUUGUCAAAAACAGUCGAAGUACCAUCACAAUUAGAGUAUGUAGCAUCAAAAUCCUAUGGUAAACCGAUAAACAUUGGCGAUCUUCUACAGCAAUCAGAAGUAAGCCAAACGAAUGGUGGUAGCAUAAUUUCAUCGCCUCAGCGGAAUCUACCAUCGCACGAGUUGUUUCCGAGUUCGUGGCAAACUCCUUCACAAACGCCCUCAGAUGUUCCAAAGGAAACAACCACCUCAAACCCAUAUAUAUCUCCAAAGUCAAUAUCACAACGGCACCCCUCGUCGUCCACUGAAACGAUGCCUCACGACAAAAAUUCGAGUUUCCCAUUUUCCAACAAUCAAGGUGAUUCAAAUGCUAAUACGUUGGCUACGUCAUUAGCCUUGUUUGGAACAAGUAGCCCUGGACUACAACGGUCACAGGUUCUGGAUGCUUCCAUUGCAUCUCUUCCGACGUUUUCUGAUGGGAAUAAAAAGAUAUUGAGCAAGACCGAGUUCACACAAAGAUAUUUACAUUUAAUUCAGGUAUGA